Ipomoea triloba (trilobed morning glory) is the source of this 1046-nucleotide messenger RNA. Its product is annotated as protein FAR-RED IMPAIRED RESPONSE 1-like. Bases 19 to 936 code for a protein of 305 amino acids. NCBI's taxonomy places the organism in Eukaryota, Viridiplantae, Streptophyta, Magnoliopsida, Solanales, Convolvulaceae. Gene Ontology annotation, biological process: regulation of DNA-templated transcription. The record is from RefSeq and is a predicted model, not a curated record. The transcript has 3 exons.
UGUGGUCCAUUUGUAGGGAUGAACCACCAUUGUAUGAAUAUUAUGUUUGGGUGUGGUUUUUUGAUGAACGAAAGGAUAGAGUCAUUUGUAUGGUUGUUUAGAGCAUUUCUUAGAUCUAUGUGUGGCAAAUGUCCACAAACCAUUAUGACUGAUCAAUGCGCAGCCAUGGCUGCUGCCAUCUCUCAAGUGUUUACAACAUCACGGCAUCGUCUUUGCAUAUGGCAUAUCGGUGAGAACUCGAAGAAGCACAUCAAGACACUUAGGAACAAUAGGAAUUUCAUGGAUCUAUUUAAUUGUUUGUUGAAGUACACAGACACCGAAGCUGAGUUUGAGUUGUAUUGGUCAAGGAUGGUGAUUGACUAUAAGUGUCAUAAGAAUCCGUGGUUAGAAAAAUUGUACGAUUGUAGGGAAAAAUGGUGCCCGACAUUUAACAAGGAUUACUUUUCUGGUGGCAUUUUAUCCUCACAAAGGAGUGAGACCACAAACCAUUCAAUUUCUAGGAAGCUAACAAAAACAGCAGGGCUUUGUGAUUUCUACUCAUCAUUUGUGAGCGUUGUUUCUGAAUGGAGAAGUAAGGAAAAUGGUGAGGAUUUUCGGUGUGCUCAAGGCAUGCCCAAUAUGAUGAUGGAUGAUGUGAAACUUCUUUCACAUGCUAGAGAGGUAUAUACCAUUGAAAUAUAUUAUAUGUUUGAGGAACAAUUCUUGAAAGGUGCUGCUUGUCAUCAAGAUAGUGUUUUCGACGAUGGCUGUCAUUUGAAGUAUCAUGUUUGGCGUCCUGAUAAAGAUAUUAUAAGGCAUGAAGUUAGUUUUAAGCCUACCAAUUUGGAUAUUUCUUGCAGUUGUGGACAAAGAAAGUUGCUGAAGGCAAGGCUGUUGAUAUGGGUUCUUUGUCUUCUAAUGUUGGUGUUGCUCCUUCAAUUUGGGUUGUUGAGAUGACUAGGAAGUUUCAAAGACUAAUUGUUUCUUGUCAAGACAACAGUGCAGCUAGACAGCGUUGUGAAGAAGCUUUUCAAAGUGCAAAGAAAAGUGUUGAAAGCGAGGUUGGU